Bombus pyrosoma is the source of this 2384-nucleotide messenger RNA. RefSeq lists its product as uncharacterized. Gene Ontology annotation, biological process: sensory perception of smell. Gene Ontology annotation, molecular function: olfactory receptor activity; odorant binding. Bases 1222 to 2208 code for a protein of 328 amino acids. The transcript has 7 exons. Gene Ontology annotation, cellular component: membrane. The record is from RefSeq and is a predicted model, not a curated record. NCBI's taxonomy places the organism in Eukaryota, Metazoa, Arthropoda, Insecta, Hymenoptera, Apidae.
CAUAUAUUAGUCACAGAAUUCCUAUAGAAAAUCUGUUGUUGAACGAUAUCUGGUGCUCAUAAAAUUUCCAGCUUGAAAUUUCACAAAAAUCUGGAUAUAUCAUGAAAAUUGCUGUUCUCAAAUAUCAAGACAUCUAAAUUGACAAGCGACUAUAAUGAGAAUACCUGAGUAAUUUCUUUCUUGAUAGGACUAGUUGUUGUUGUACAUCCUGUAUCCAUUUGUUGCGUAUAUCUGAUUUUUCGAAUUACCCGUUAGUCGUCGUAAAUUCAUGUCCAUAUCCUAUAACUACUAAAAUUAAUUGCUGCUUCAUCCUCCAUUCUUUCACUAAAUCUGCAACAGAGAAAGCUUGUCAUUUUCAAUCAAUUCUACGCUAUACAUUUUCCAUUUUCUCAAUUUUCAACUUCCGACAGUAUUUCAACUAAUAUUCAACAUUCUUUAAUACUGUAUUUUCAAUCGUAGGUAUUAUAUUAGAUUCUAUCAACAAUAUAGCAAUAAUAUCCUACAUUGCGUUUCUUCAUAGAGAAUCAAACGCCAAACGAUAUACCGCAAAAAUAAAUUAAGAAGAACAAUAUUACUUACACAGAUGUUAACAAUAGCACUGGACGAAGAACAAAUUUCAAUGUUAAUUAUUAUGAAAAUAAGGACAUUCUGCAUAGAAGAACCACUUCAGACAAUAAUUGUCAUGAGAAGUAGGUAUGUUUCGUUGCAAGAAGCUGAUGUUUCACAUAUUACGACUACCUGAUACAAAUCAAUUUCGUACACUGUUGAUACUCUUCGACGGUUAUUCCUCUUUGUCAAAUGACAAAGUUUGUCACUGAACAAAAUGACGAAGGGAGCACAUCAAGGAAGUACCGCUGUCAAAUUCGCGGUGUCUGCGGAAAUACUGCCGUUGCGACAAAUUUUCCCUUUUCUAGCACCUAAUAAAAAAUAAGACCAAACUGAAAAUAAGGGAAAAUAUGCAGAGGAAAGAAAUUGUACGUAGACUGUAAUUUUCUCAAAGUGAGCAUCUAUUAUGUAUCAAUUUCUUGGGAGGCGUUAAUAACCCCGGUCGAUGCCGCGGGAGGACUGUAAUUUCCAUGCAUUAUAAAUUACUUCUAUAGACAGACGGCACGAACAAAUUCAAGAGGAAACGAUAACAGUGGAAAUAAUAAAUCGUGGCGAGGUGUAGUCGGAUGAUUCCUCGAGUUUCGCGCACAGACGUGCUUCAGUGAUCGAAUCGAGAUGGACGUGUUCUACAGGCAGUACAACACUUAUCGUAUACUACUGAGUAUCUUAGGACUCUGGCCAUAUCACAAGUCGAUUUACUCAACGAUUCACAGAAUAUCGAUCUCUGUCAUUAUGCUCACCUACAUAGUUUUCCACGUACUAUCGCUUUUUAAAGCUGGUAUUACAUUUCGAGGUUGCAUCAUAACUUUAUCUGCAACCUGUCCAGUUACGGUUUUUUUCUUGCGAUAUGUCACUACCGUAGCAAUGUUCCCAGUGACUAAAUAUGUUUUUGACCACAUACGCGUGCUAGACACCACGCUGAGAGAUCAACUUGAAGUUCAGAUACUGAUGAAAUACGUCGAUUAUUCGGCUUAUACAAUCUCCAUUUUCCUAUGCGUAUGUUGCUCGUGGAUCUUAUUGGCAUCCUCGUAUGUUUUCACUCCGAUAACGUUGGAUCUGCUACUGCCUUUGAACGGAUCUCGAAAACGUUAUUUUUCCCUCUUAACAAUGUUUUCUCACGACCGCAUAGAGUAUGUCGAUAUGGUAUGCGCGAAUAUCCUAGUUGUUCAUACAAUUGGAAUGUUGUCUCUGGCGGGUACGGAACUGUUGUUGGUCAUCUUUGCCCACUACAUGUGCGGAUUGUUCGAGAUAACUAGCUAUCGAUUGCGAAAAACAAUUGCGAGUCUGUCUUCGUCGAAGCAGAUCGACCCGAACUUCAAGGACUUCCGCUACGUCGUGGACAAUCAUAGGAAAGCACUACAUUUCAUCAAUUACAUAUUAUUGAAUUAUCCGAUACAUUAUCUUCUGCCAUCUGGCGUAGCCGUGUUGUGUAUUUCUUUGAGUUUGCAUCGACUUUCUAAGACGAUAACAGAUGCGAAAGAUGAGAAAGAAAUCUUCAUCUAUAUUUUUCUCCUUAUUAGUUAUUUAGCGUUUUUGUACUUAUGCUGCUAUUCGGGACAAAUUAUGAUAGAUCGUAGUCAGGAUGUGUUCAAGGAAUCGUAAGCUCAAAUUUGACUAAAUGUGGUUGUUCUGUUGUUGUCUAUUUAAUAAUUUUCUAUUUGUCUAAAUGUUUCCAUUUAUUAAAUAAGUAACACGAUAGUAUUACUAGAGUAUUUUAAGAGAUACAACAAUAUGCAGGUAUAAUUCUACGUGGUACUGUAUGCCUAUAAAAGCGCAGA